AUGUCCUCACUAGAAUCCCCUGCUGCUCCCUACAACCCACAACAUCCACGCUCCCUGCGCCUCUCCCUCACCUUUCCUCCCCCCCCACGCCAUUCACUCCCCCACUUUCUCCUUACCUCCCCCACCCUCCACGCCCCUCCCUUCUGCACUCCCCUCCCAAUCUACCGACCUCGCAUACAGACCACCGUCACACAAGCCGCACCAAGCGUCACCACCUUUUGCCUGUCUCCCCAAUAG
Plenodomus lingam JN3 is the source of this 237-nucleotide messenger RNA. Lineage: Eukaryota; Fungi; Ascomycota; Dothideomycetes; Pleosporales; Leptosphaeriaceae. The record is from RefSeq and is a predicted model, not a curated record.